This is a messenger RNA of Radiomyces spectabilis, 751 nucleotides long. RefSeq lists its product as uncharacterized. Gene Ontology annotation, molecular function: DNA-binding transcription factor activity, RNA polymerase II-specific; RNA polymerase II cis-regulatory region sequence-specific DNA binding; zinc ion binding. The record is from RefSeq and is a predicted model, not a curated record. Gene Ontology annotation, biological process: negative regulation of transcription by RNA polymerase II; positive regulation of transcription by RNA polymerase II. Bases 155 to 685 code for a protein of 176 amino acids. Lineage: Eukaryota; Fungi; Mucoromycota; Mucoromycetes; Mucorales; Radiomycetaceae. The transcript has 2 exons.
CAAAAUCUUUUCACUCAUCCUUUGGCAUAUCUUUACAUAAAUCAAUUUUCUUGGUUUUCCUUUGUUUUUUUUUUCAAAUUCAUUGUUUGUUCCACUUGGUGAUUUCUUUGGCACGCUCUAUAUUUUUUUAUUGUAUUAAUAUCCUCGAUUUACUAUGAUAACCAUGCAAGGUUUCCAAUCCCAUUCCCCUGAGCCGUUGUAUCCUCCUGCCAUGUUGUGGGCUGAUAUGAAUUCUUCCGGCGAUUCGCUAGUAUCGCCAACCUCUGCUUCAUCGAUGGAGACUUCUAGCAUGAGCGAAGUAACUGCCUCUGCGAUGGCAGCUGCUGCGUGUUAUCAUCAAGGUUUAGGUGGUGACUACUGUUUCUUUGAUCAAACAGCGAAUCUUCAUGCUACAUAUUUUCCACAUUUGGGAACCCCGUCUUUGGAUUCGGGUCAUCCGGCCUUCUUUGGAUAUCCACCCACACCGGCCGCCAGUGACGACUGGUUUCAAUCCAACGAAACAUCAUAUAUGGGCGCACUAGAUCCAUAUCCUUGUAAACCAAUUUCGUCGCCUUCGCGCAAAAAGUCGCGCCAUGCAAAAUGCAAAGAGAAAAAGAAGUGCUCGAACUGUGGUGCCACCAAAACUCCGUCUUGGCGACGAGGUGUCGCCGGUGGCAAACUGUUAUGCAAUGCUUGCGGGUUAUAGUAAGUUCUACAUUGAUUUUUUUUUCCACAACAAAGAACAUACAUAUUCUAACGCAACCUAAUUUUU